AGGUUACUGACAACGCCCUGCAGCUUGGUGCCGCACUUUCGCUAAAUACUGUAAUCCAAGAAUUGAUGAACUGUUCUCAGAAUUCCAAGUCAUUUGAGAUUCUUGCAACUCACAUUAAAAAGGUCAAGUGAAAAUGACAUAUGUUUCUGCAAUACUAGUCUAGGACCUGCAUAGGAGUUUGUACGCGUUUUAUUUAGCACAGUUAAUCUCAACAUUUUUAGGGUAAAAUGACCAUGGCGGUCAACAUAACAUAUGUGCCGAAACCUGAAUCCGGGACCAACAACCUGAAAACGACCCCGCCCCGAAACGGCAGUGCCGACAUAGCUCUAACUUCCGAAAAGCAAAAGGAACGCAUUAGCCAAGCUAGUCUAAAUUCAUCAAUCGCGGGCGCAUAUGGCUAUGGUUCUGUUCAUGGCUGGUCAUCCUCACCGAUCUCAAAAUAUGUAGUGGACUCUCGUGAAUAGCGAACACUGACUGGUCGAAUUUGAAAUUUGCAUUAUAACGACAUGACGUCAGCGAAAUAACAUUUCUUGCAAAUAAAUUGUAUUUUUGCAAGAUUUUGUAAAUUUCAAAACUUCAUUGAGAAAAAAGCGCAAAAACAUCUAAAAGAAUGGAGGAAAGACGCCCCCGCCGACAUAUAAUUUCAGUGCUUUUUUUAUUAAUUACCUUUUUUAUUAUAUUACAUGUUUAAAUAUACAGGGUGUAUCAAAAAAAAGGUAAUCAAACUUCAGCGCGCUAUUGUAUCUGAAUUACUCUAAGUAUGAACGAGAUUUUUUCACAUUCGGAAAGAUCAUGCUAUUAGCUGUUAAAUGACAUUUUCUUCAUGCCAAAUGGAUAAAAAAUGAGGAAAUACGAAUCCGAUAAAAAAUCUUAGUCAAAAUCGCAUAUUUUCACCGUUGAGAGUUAGGUCUAAAACCAUUGAAAAUGAAUUCCCUUUAGGACUUAAGUUGAUGAAUUUCACUUAUUAAACUGAACACAUAUUCAUAAUCUUAGCUAAGCUACGACACGUUCGUGAUUAAUUGCUUUUUUCUUUUGUUAUGCAUUGUUUUAAUUAGGCACAGAGGUGAAAAUAUGCGAUUUUGACUAACAUUUUUAAUCUGCCUCGUACAUGCUUAUUUUUUCUCCACUUGGUAUAAAAAGCAUGUCAUUCAAUAGCUAAGAGCCUGAUCUUUCCGAAUAUGAAAACCAAUUGUUCAUACGCAGAGUAAUUCACGUAUAAUAGCGCCCUCAAGUUCGAUUACCUUUUUUUUAUACACCCUGUAGAGGAAUGUAAAGUUAUUUUCUUGCGAGAAUUUGAAAUCAGUCAAUUUCAAACUCACAAAUUACCGAUAAAGGCAGUAUAGUUUUAAGAACAUUUAAAACGUUUUGUGUAGCGUUUGUGGUAGAAUUUUACAUCAAAUUGAAGCUUAUAUUACGUAUAAUAACGCAUAAUAACAUACCUAGCAUGUAUGUGUUUGGGAAAUUGAUAAUUUUGUAAUUAAAAGUGAUAGUUUGGGGUGAUUUUUCAAUUUUAAAACUAUUCUUAAUAAAAUUAUCGAAUUACCAUGAGAACUACUUUCAAUAUUUCAUGUUCGGAAAACAUAAUGGUUUUGUUAGUAAGGUGAGGGUUUCGGCAUGCAUGUAUUUUCUAUUGCUGAUAUUUAGUUGGGUUGGGUUGGGUUGGGUUGGUUGGGUUGCUGUGGUGUGAUUGGCCAUGUUUUUGGAACACUGUUACUGUAUGUAAUAUGACUGAACUGGACUAGAUCUCAUGUUCGCACAAUUUCAUAAUUCUUGUCUAGAACGAAUUGGAGGAUUUGAAAUGCCAUCUCAUACGAAUGAAUCGCUACUUAAUUAAACUUGAGGUGAAUUAAAUUUGAUCCAGUCUUAGGCAUGGAUCAAUAUACUUCACCAGGUAUCCCGUAUUAUCAUGCGAGCAAAAUAAAGCAAUAUGGUUGCCUAAUUUACUCAUGAAUUAUUAAUGAGUUUGAGAUAUAGUGAGCAAGUUUUACCCAUAAAUUAGAUUAGAAUAGCAAGUUUUUGUGCCAUCUUGGAGCACGGAAUGAACUCAAAAUUGCUAUGAUUGAUGUAUAAAUUGCAAUCUAAUGACGUGUGCAAUAUUUUUGUUUUUGGUAAAUGUAUACAAGAAAAGACGGAGGCAUAGAAGGGCGAGGGCGGAAGCUGUUUACGCUUGGGCCGUAACGUUUGACGAACGAAGCAAAAACGGAUCCGAUACAAUGUAGAAAGAGCUUAAAGUUAUCCAUUUACAAUUAUUGGGGGCCGACUUGGGGGCAGUGACGAUACAUACUGUCAACUAAUACAUUUAAUUUUUGUUCAUAGAUUGCUAACGUUCCAGUUAGAAAUGUGAGUACCGGAACGAAUUACGUAUUAUUAAGGUAGAAUGGUAUCAUUUUGAAUCUAGUGAAUUCAUGUUAGGAGUUUUGGAUAAUCUCGAAUUGUGAGCAUAUAUACGCAGCAGGAUGCUAAAAAUAUUUUAGAAUCGUGAUUCAAUUAUAACCAUGCAUGAAUUAUAACCAUGGUUCACAUUAAUCAUAAUCAUGGUUCACGUGAAGGCCCUUUCCGAACUAUGUAGUUUUUUCGCAUCGCGGUAUAGCACUUCAACGUGAAAAUAGCUGCAUGAAGCUGCAUGUAUUACUGAUAAUAGAGCAAUGGAUAUUAUGGAUUCAAAUUUUUUUGUUUUGAAUCAUAUCUAGAUUGGCUGUUGGGCUGGCAACUUGAUGCUGAUUCACAAACAUCGCGAUUUCCCGUCAGAUAUGUUUACAAUAAUGUGCGCAGUUGGAACCACCAUUAUGAUUGGUAAGAUAGAAAAUGGUAGUUUUUAUUUAAGAAAUAGAAAAUAGUAUCCGUGUUUCUGUACAGUAAUAGAAACACGCGCGUUCGGAAGUUUGGGGGAACGGGAAAUAAUCAGUGAGAAACGGGCCCGUACGUACGGCGAGUUCUUCCACGUUUCUUUGAGUUCUUCCAAACUACCUCAAGUGUUUUUGUCAUAGCCGCCUUUCGUGGGGAGGUGAAAAUCCCCUGAGAUACAAAUUCUCCAUAUUCAAAUGACGAUUGAACAGCUGAAUACUUUGACAUGCAUAUUCGAAUUCUUCCAGUCUCGGCAACAUACAUGUUAUAGUUCAACUGCAAUUUAAUACCGACGCAGAACGCGUCAUUUGGAUGCGCAGUGGGGACUUUGAAUUCCUUAUUAACUUAGCAGUGUUUUCAUCUAGGUGAAGUUGAUGGUUCGAGCCAAUCCUAUAGUUUAGAAGAAUUUUUGACCAUUAACAUGAGCAACAAGGUGAGAUAAAAUAGUACUCACGUCAUGAACUGCACCAGUAUAUUACAUGUUACCAAAUAAGCAACAGGCAUGCUGCUGCAUUUUCAAUAUGUUUUUCAUCAUCAUUGUUUCUUCUAUAUCCUUAUUUUGCCCUUUCAGGUGGUUCUUAGAAUGGACAUCCCAUUUUCUGCUGAAAAUGAAUUUGUGGGGACGUAUAAAAUUAUGCCAAGACAUCAGGUAUACAUUGUGUAAUUGUCAAGAAAUAUAC
This is a messenger RNA of Paramuricea clavata, 3524 nucleotides long. Lineage: Eukaryota; Metazoa; Cnidaria; Anthozoa; Malacalcyonacea; Plexauridae. The record is from the annotation of a GenBank genome assembly.